AUGAGGAAUGAGAUUAGGGAAAGCAAUGAACGAACGACGGCUAUUGACCAGUCUCGUCAAAAUCUGCACACCCCGAGAUGUGUUAUUUUGGUUAUCGCCGGUCAAGAUCCCACGUCACGGGAACCCGUUUCUUCCGUUGAGGGAUUCGAUUUAUUCAGCCAAAUCUGGAACCACCUACCUGCGCUGAAAACAGCAAGAUAUUGCCAUGCAAGUGUUAUAUUUAACAACAAAAUACUCGUCUGUGGCGGCCUCACCACGUCCUCGUACGACGAUCCCACAGAUAGCAUUGAAGUAUUUGAUUUAGAUAACGACCCUCAGGAAUGGAAGAGGUUUGCUGUCAAUCUUCCUAUAAAAGUUGCAGCUCACAAGUGCGUAGUGUAUGAAGAUCGUUUAUUGAUUGUCGGUGGUGCUGACGGAAAAGAGUUUUUCGAUACAAUCUACGAGUUACGUCUUGUUCCACCUUAUUCAUCCAGGUUACUUUGUCGCAUGAAGAAAAAGCGCGCGUUGCAUGGAGUGGAACUAUUCGAUGACAAACUUUUAAUUGCUGGUGGAAUGGGAGCGGAAACGGACGUGGAAAUCUACGACAUAACAUCAAAUCAGUGUUUUGAAAUGCCACCAUUACCUUCGCCUGUUUACCAAAUGGCAACUGUUCGUCGUGAUGAAUCAAUGUUGUUAAUCGGGGGAAUUGACAAGAACGGAGAAGUGAGCAAUGAGAUUAUCGGGUAUGAAUCUAAAACCGGCUGGAGUGAGAUUCUAUUGGUCAUGGAAGACGAGCGAGCUUCCUGCUUGGCUGUUUUAGUGGAAGACACGCUUGUGGUAGUAGAUGGUGCGGUCCAGGAUGAAGUUAAAGGCAAAACAGAUUGUUUCAACUUUUUACCGAAUUCUUGGACAAGUUUGCCCUCGCUAUCAGAAAUAAGAUGUCAUUCUACAGCAGUUGUUGUGAAUAAUGCUUUCUGUCGACCAUUUACAGCAUGA
Messenger RNA from Dendronephthya gigantea, 975 nucleotides. RefSeq names its product kelch domain-containing protein 8A-like. NCBI's taxonomy places the organism in Eukaryota, Metazoa, Cnidaria, Anthozoa, Malacalcyonacea, Nephtheidae. Gene Ontology annotation, molecular function: protein binding. The record is from RefSeq and is a predicted model, not a curated record. The transcript has a single exon. Bases 1 to 975 code for a protein of 324 amino acids.